UGUCUUCAUGUUUUGUUCACAGGGUCCAGGUAGAAAGAGCAGGAUCACCUGUACCCAGCUGUCUGUCUAUGAAGAGUGAAAAAUCAAUGGAUCGUCCAAUCAAGUUCAGAGGAGAUUUCACAGGUGAUCAAAGGAUCCAGCAGUCACUAAAGUCCAGCUCUUUUGAAGAGAAGAGUUCAGAUAAAUUAUCUUCCGCAAAAAAGCCACCCCUCCAGGAGUGGGAUUCCCCCAGAAGACUGCAGUCUCUCCUGCGCACUCUGAUGAAGUUAAUGAAGGAUAACAAGUUGAAACGGUUUAAGAGCCACCUGAGACAGGAUUUCCCAGAAUGCUUUACGAGUUUGCCUGAAGAUUCGACUGUGCUGGAUAAGUUUAUGACACGUAUGAAGAAAUUGUUCAAGAGAGAGCAGGAGGAUCCUGAGGCCCUGUACAUAGUUGAGAAGAUGCUGGAGACCUGUGGCAGUGAGAGGUCUCUGAAGAUCACACUCCACAUCCUGAGGAGAAUGAAGCAGACGGAUCUUGCCGACUCACUGGAGAGAGAUGAACAGCACAAUGAAUCCAUAAAAAGAGCCCAGCAGGAACUGAAAACUCAUCUGAAGAAGCAGUUUGAAUGCAUAUUUGAAGGUUUAGCAAAGCAGGGCAACCAAACCCUUUUGAAUGAUAUCUAUACAGAGCUCUACAUCACAGAGGGGGGAAGUGGGGGGGUUAAUAAUGAACACGAGGUCAGACAGAUUGAGACAGCAUCCAAGAGACAAACCACACAGGAGACUGCAAUCCUCUGCAAUGACAUCUUUAAGCCUUUACCUGGACAAGAGAAACCCAGAACUGUGCUUACAAAGGGCAUCGCUGGCAUUGGGAAAACCGUCUCUGUACAGAAGUUCAUUCUGGACUGGGCAGAAGGAAAAGCCAAUCAGGACAUUGAUUUCAUCUUCACUCUUCCUUUCCGAGAUCUGAAUUUGAAGAAGGAAAAAGCAUUCAGUCUAAUGCAUCUUCUGCAGCACUACUUUCCACAAGUGAAAGAGAUCAAAAGUGUUGAAGGUGAUGAAGUCAAAGUGGUGUUGAUCUUUGAUGGUCUGGAUGAGUGUCGACUUCCUCUAGAUUUCCAAAGCAAAGAGAUCUGCCAUGAUGUAACAGAGUCAUCAUCAGUGGAUGUGCUGCUGACCAACCUCAUUAAGGGGAAUCUGCUUCCCUCUGCUCUCCUCUGGAUCACCUCCCGACCAGCAGCAGCCAAUCAGAUCCCUCCUGAGUGUGUCCACCAGGUGACAGAGGUACGAGGGUUCAAUGACCCACAGAAGGAGGAGUACUUCAGGAAGAGAAUCAGAGAUCAGAACCUGGCCAGCAGUAUUAUCUCACACAUAAAGUCAUCCAGGAGUCUCUACAUCAUGUGUCACAUACCAGUCUUUUGCUGGAUUUCUGCUACUGUUCUGGAGACAAUGUUGGGUGAAACAGAGAGUGGAGAUCUGCCCAAAACUCUGACUGAAAUGUACACGUACUUCCUGCUCAUUCAGACUAAUGUGAAGAAUCAGAAGUAUCAUGGCACUGAUGAGGCAGACUCAAAGAAUAUGUCAGCAUCAGAUACAGAAAUCAUCCUGAAACUGGGGAAGCUGGCUUUUCGACAGCUGGAAAAGGGCAAUCUGAUAUUCUAUGAAGAGGACCUGAGAGAGAGUAGCAUUGAUGUUAGUGAAGCUUCAGUGUACUCUGGGGUGUGCACAGAGAUCUUUAAAGAGGAGUGUGGGUUGUAUCAGGAGAAGGUCUACUGCUUUGUGCAUCUGAGCAUUCAGGAGUAUCUGGCUGCCUUGUUUGUGUUUCAUUCAUGUGUAAAUGAGAACAGAAAUGUACUCAGAGCAGAAGAAUCAAAACCUCACAGUGACAGAGUGCAGCUGUCUGAGUUACACAGGAGUGCAGUGGAUCAGGCCUUAGAGAGUAAGAAUGGACACCUGGACCUUUUCCUCCGAUUCCUUCUUGGCCUCUCUCUGGAGUCCAUUCAGUCGCUCUUAGGAGGAAUAUUGACGGAGACAGGAAGCAGAUCAGAGAGCAUUGAGAAAACAGUCCAGUACAUUAAGGACAGGAUCAGAGAAGAGUCUUCAGCAGAUAGGACCAUCAAUCUGUUCCACUGUCUCAAUGAACUGAAUGACAACUACCUAGUGCAGGAAAUCCAGAAUUCCCUGAGAUCAGGAAAACUUUCUGAAAAAGAGCUGGAACCAGACCAGUGUUCAGCUCUGGCCUUUGUGUUACUGAUGUCAGAGGAGAUCCUGGAUGAGUUUGACUUGAAGACCUACAAAAUAUUAGCAGCAGGUCAUCAGAGACUGGUACCUGUAGUCAGGAACUGCAGGAAGGCCAUACUGAACAACUGUGAACUCACACAGAAGUGCUGUAAUAUUGUGGCCUCAGCUCUCCAGUCAUCAAACUCACCCCUGAGAGAUCUGGGCCUCAGUUACAAUAACCUGGGAGAUUCAGGAGUGGAACUGCUCUGUGCUGGACUGAGGAGUCCAAACUGUAGACUACAGAGACUGGGACUGAACACCUGUAAACUCACACAGAAGUGCUGUAAUGUUGUGGCCUCAGCUCUCCAGUCAUCAAACUCACCCCUGAGAGAUCUGGACCUCAGCUACAAUAACCUGGGAGAUUCAGGUGUGGAGCUGCUCUGUGCUGGACUGAGGAGUCCAAACUGUAAACUACAGAGACUGGGGCUGAGCAACUGUGACCUCACAGUGAAGUCCUGUGAUAUUCUGGCCUCAGCUCCCCAAUCAUCAAACUCACCCCUGACAGAUCUGGACCUCAGCUGCAAUGACCUGGGAGAUUCAGGAGUGGAGCUGCUCUCUGCUGGAAUGAGGAGUCCAAACUGUAAACUACAGAGACUGGGGUUAGUAGUGCUGUGUACUGUGUGACAUUAACUAAAUAGAAUUACUGAUUAUAGCAAUGUAAGGGUUUGAAUGUUGUCACAGGGAAGACUAAUUUCCUGACUCCAUUCAUUUUCAGAGCCUGUAACCUAAAUGGUUGUGUGAAUGUGAGUUUGCAUAUAAGAUUAUUGACUGGGGUGUGCUAUGAAAUGAUGGGCAGCUUGAACCUGUGUCCUGGAGAGAGAGACUAGCUACUGCUGCCAGGCAUUCAUCUAAGUGUUCUCUGACAUUAAAAUCUUCAAUCCUAGGAGGUAAAUGUCCUGCUUAUCCAGGAAUCUAAAACCAACAACUAUCCCUGGGAUUAACCUAAUUAAGAUUUACCCCAUUUGGGUAGCGAGACUAUAUAAACAUCACAAGGCAUGACUUCUGUAUUAUUCUAUUAAAUAACAUUUGACUAACCAUAGCAGCUAUCCAAGAAGAGCUGCAUAUCCUGCUAGUGAAUCUAACAAUAUGCCCAGUGAGUACCUCAGUAAGGGU
Messenger RNA from Anguilla rostrata (American eel), 3374 nucleotides. RefSeq names its product NACHT, LRR and PYD domains-containing protein 3-like. The record is from RefSeq and is a predicted model, not a curated record. NCBI's taxonomy places the organism in Eukaryota, Metazoa, Chordata, Actinopteri, Anguilliformes, Anguillidae. The transcript has 8 exons. Gene Ontology annotation, molecular function: protein binding. Bases 69 to 2885 code for a protein of 938 amino acids. Gene Ontology annotation, biological process: intracellular signal transduction.